Messenger RNA from Suillus discolor, 1740 nucleotides. RefSeq lists its product as uncharacterized. The transcript is spliced from 9 exons. The record is from RefSeq and is a predicted model, not a curated record. Lineage: Eukaryota; Fungi; Basidiomycota; Agaricomycetes; Boletales; Suillaceae. The coding region runs from base 1 to 1653 and encodes 550 amino acids.
AUGUGGCGCGCCCCGGAAAAUGCCGGGAACGCAUACCUUGUCCAAAUCGGGACAGUUCUCUCAUACCCGAUAAUCAAGGACGAACUUAUUCCUCAGCACCUACUCCAACACACUCCAAGGCCGCGAGAGGUGGUGUUCACGCUGACUGUGGGGCAACUGGAAAUGCUAUAUGUCAGAUGGGCCGCCGCGCGAAUGCGCGUGCGUCAAGAGCUCUAUGAGCCCGCCUUACCGAUUCCGCCCUAUCCCCUGCCUCCGGCCUGGCCAGAUGAGGUGCGCGCGAUGAUGGUCUUAUGGAUAGCAAGGGAGCGCAGGGUGUUCGAGAUGGAGAUGAGGGAGUUGGAGUAUUUGCUGGGACUAAGAGAACGAACGGGUCGGGAGAGAACGAACGGGUGGGGAGAACGAACGGGACCGAACCAAGACUGGAUAUAUUCAAUGUUGUCCGCACUGUGCAAACCGUCACCGGGUGGAGGAGGACAGCCGUUGGGUUGGAGGGCAGACAUAAUUAUCGAAUUGGAAACAUUGGCCAAGUUGAUCAGGACCUACGGCUGCGCAGCCGUCCAGUACUACCUGGAGACCAACCAGAUGCAAAUAUUGAUGGUGGUGGACGCCAGCAACAGUGACAGAACACAAUUUUCUAUGUUAUCAGAAGAACUGGCUCCCAGCGUUGGACGAGUAGCAAAGACGAGACUGCCAGACGUUCGCAUGGAGGACAACUUGGGCAGACUCGGAGUAUUGAUGGUCAGACAGCACCUUGAAACGGGUAAAGAAUGGAAUGCUUUCAACAUCCUACACUUCGUCGACAAAGGAGGCAUCGGGAAGCCGGUGGUGGUGUUUGUGAACCCUGGGGGGCUGAAGCGCGCGUUGAAGCCGUAUGAGGGGGUUGUUACUAGAAGCAAAAGGGGGUGGUAUGCGCCCAUCACCACGGGCGCGAAAUCGGCCAGAAUGGCUUCUGGGAGUCGGGCGUGUCCAAAGACCAGGCUUGAAGCGCCUGAGAAUUGCACAUCAGAUGACGAGUUAUUGAAAAGGAAUCUGAGACACAUACACACGACGUUCGUCAAGAGAGAUUGCAUGACGGAAAUCGUCCAUUGCUGUAGUGGACCUGAACUUCGGAGACCAUGGAGAAGAACCGAGCGAAAAAUACUCGAUGCGGGUCACCUGUUCCUUAAAAGAAUCGUUCUUUUGUUUGCUUGGACCCCUUGGAAAGUCAAGGCUGCACUUGUGCGCAACAGCAUUGGUCCAGAAGAAGAGCUGUUCGCAUGCGUUGCAGACAAAGACACCGGUUACAAGUUGGCGGAUGUCUCCAGCUGGUACAAAUUCCUUUGGAUACCCAUUCGUGAUGAUUGCAGCAAAUUGUUGAUCGACCUGUCUCCGCCAGUUCCUCACCAGAUUAGGAAGAUAGCCGGUAAAAAGGUAUCACGCUCUACUACGACAUGGGCAGGUGAUUUGAUGAUGUCGUCGAAUGGUUUGGAUCGCGCAAGAUCCAUGCCUGGAGGAAAAUCCCCCGUCGAAAAUAUAAAGUGUUUCUUCCAUGCGGAUGUUUCGCAUUUCCAACAUAUGUUUCCUGAGAAUUGGGCGGACGCGGCUCCAAACUGCGAGAUCAAAUCACUUACACAGAAUUUCGAGAAAAAUCGUUACACUAACGUCGAGCAGUAAGAGGCCGCGAAUCUUUGAUGGCACGAUGUUUGGAUAUUUUCCACCAAGUAUGAUAAUCGAUCUCAGGUUUCCACCCUUCUGUUUCUC